Molecule: messenger RNA, 2521 nt
Organism: Serpula lacrymans var. lacrymans S7.9
Lineage: Eukaryota; Fungi; Basidiomycota; Agaricomycetes; Boletales; Serpulaceae
Exons: 12
Coding region: 85-1344 (419 amino acids)
Biological process (GO): NADPH regeneration
Cellular component (GO): cytoplasm
Molecular function (GO): oxidoreductase activity; nucleotide binding
Source: RefSeq, a predicted model, not a curated record
AGGUCGAAGUAUUCUUGCAGACUCUCGCAGCUCAUUCCGUCCCUACCGUCUUCCCGUUAGUUCUCAGCCCAUUAGGAUCGUAAUAUGUCGAAUCUCACCAAACUCAAUGUCUUGAUGUGUGGAACUGGAGAGUACACUACUGGGUGGACUGGAUCUGGAGCAUCUACGUCUGACAAAAAAAUCGGAGUCGUCGGUCUCACUAUGUUUGAUCUCAGACGUCUAGGCAAGGUCGGUAAUCUGGGCAUGGUCGGAGUCAACGGGUCAAAGUUCCCUGCGAUUCGCGAGCAUCUACAGGACAAGAUUGGGAAUGCUUAUAAGGACAUGGACACUUCAUUCGAGGAGUUCCCCAAGCAGGGGAAGGUAGACCCAGAGGCUUAUAAAGAAGCAAUCAACAAAUUAUCUCCUGGAGACGCGGUCAUUGUCUUCACCCCGGACAGCACGCACUUUCCUAUCUGUAUGUACGCUAUCGAGCGUGGCCUCCACGUACUGGUCACGAAACCGGCAACCCAACUGUUGUCACACCACAACGAGUUGAUUGCAGCUGCCAAGAAACAAGGCGUUGUCUGUUUCGUCGAGCAUCACAAACGUUUCGAUCCAGUCUACAGUGACGCUAAAGCUCGCGCCGCAACGCUCGGCGAGUUCAAUUUCUUCAAUGCUUGGAUGAGUCAACCGAAAAGUCAACUGGAAACUUUCCGGGCUUGGGCUGGCAAGGAUUCUGACAUUAGCUACUAUCUGUCAUCGCAUCAUAUCGAUAUUUGCUGUUGGAUCCUGCAAGACAAGGCUGUACCGACUCGUGUCGUUGCAAGUGCCGCAACUGGAAUUGCAACAAGCGAGCCAUACAACUGUGUACCUCAAACAGAGGACACGAUCACUCUCCUUGUCGAUUGGCAGUCUUUGAAGAGUCCAAAGCAUAAGGGUACCGCCGUGUACACGGCAUCAUGGACUGCACCUCUCAAAUCUGGAGUACAUUCUGCUCAACACUGGUACUACAUGGGCGAAAAGGGUGACAUCAACGUAGACCAAGCACAUCGUGGUUAUGAUAUCACUGUGGAUGAUACUGGCAAAACAUGGUACAACCCCUUCUACAUGAAAUACUCUCCGUCAGAGACUGGUCACUUCGAUGGUCAACGAGGAUACGGUUAUACAUCGAUAGAAACAUUCAUUGAUGCAUCCCGUGAAGUCAAUGCUGGUACCGCCAAGUCCUCGGAUUACGAUGGUCACGGCUACCCGACCAUUGCGAACACUGUUUUGACGACUGCGAUCCUCAAUGCUGGCCGCAUCAGUCUAGAUGAAAAGAGACCAGUGGGCAUCAAAAAGAGCGGGGAUGAAUGGAUUCUGGAGUAGGGUGAUUAUGAGGAAGUAACAAAACGCUCAAAGCAGCAAAAUUUAUGUAUUCAUCUAUCUAUCGCGUGGUCAUGUCAGCACAAUGAAAGAAAUCGCAGCUGUAUUAUGCUUAUACCAUUGAUUAUAAAAUUUAGACUCCAAAACAGUAUGCACUGUAUGCACUACGGGUUUUGUGUUGUAUAGUAAAAGCGGCCUUACAGUAGUUGUUCGAGUAUAAGAUACAAGAUGAAUCAGGGGAGACGAUCCACUUCGUGUGCUAUUCAAUACAGCGAUUUCUUCGCCUAUGUCUGGCACUGCUGAUGUGUAAAUAAAUAUCGUUGAGGUCGAGAAUAAAAGGUCCUUCCUUGAUCGUGAUCGUCCCGUUAAGAGUUAUUAGAAAUGCGGAGGGCUACAGUCAAUGGUAGCACUGCAAAAUCCUCGUAUUCGUCCAAUAGCGUGAGGAUAUAAUAUGAUGCAUCCUGAACCAUUCAUCUAGGCGCGGUCUGUCGAGAGAGCUCCGUCAUCACGCGAGGCAACUCAUUUGCAGUGGGUAGCGGGAACGCAGUCAACCCCCUGCGAAGACGCUCAACCAGGAUAAGUGGCUUGAGCUUGAGUCCAGGCCGCGACAGGGGAGCUGCUUGGCGCGAAGAGCUCGAAAGUCUCAUAGGGACUCUGAAGGACGCCUGGGACGGCUUGUGAGGCGGGGGAGGAGGUAAUGCUUUGAGGGGGAGUCUGGUGGUGUUAAGUGCAGUGACGAUGAAGGGAAUGUCGGAGAUGAAGCUGGUUCGUGGUUUGUAGUGCAUCAUUUUGGAGUGAAAAGGCUGAGGCUUGGAGCGUCGUUAACUGGUAUGUGCCAGUGGGGGAUUCGCAAGCGUGUUUGACAGUAGAUGAGUAUAUACAGUGAGUUGGUCGAACGAAACAAGACGACUAGACGGAAGUGGAGCUCUGAGCUAUGGUGAAACAGGUUUAAGUAGGUCAAAGGGGUGUCACGUUUUUGUCAGCCUCCAUGCAUUACCCAGUUGUGGACCUGCGCAAUAGCACGAUGUGUCGUCAAGAUUAUCCGCACCAAGACUAUGCUUUACACGUUAUCGUGUUGCACUCGAACAACUUGCCAGUUGCAUGCCCAGUAUACACUGGCAUGAACGUUUGUACUAGUAGUAGAUGUCACCGGCACAUCAUGAUUGAAAGCAAGAGUGCC